AUGGCGGAUUCGUUAAUGGACUGUUGUACUUCAUCUUCUGGUUCAUUAUCUGAUUCAUCUUCGAGUUCUUCUGCAUCAUCAUGCUCAUCUUCGAGUUCUUCUGCAUCAUCAUGUUCAUCUUCUAAUUCUUCAUCUUCGAGUUCUUCUGCAUCAGGUUCACCUUCUGAUUCUUCCUCUACUUCCUCAUCGACCCCCUCUUCCUCUUCCUCUUCCUCUUCCUCUUCCUCUUCCUCUUCCUCUUCCUCUUCCUCUUCCUCUUCCUCUUCCUCUUCCUCUUCCUCUUCCUCGCUUGUUGACUCAAGUUCAAUAGGCUCUUCUUCAUUACCUUGUUGUGCAAAAUAA
Candida tropicalis MYA-3404 is the source of this 342-nucleotide messenger RNA. RefSeq lists its product as uncharacterized. The transcript has a single exon. The coding region runs from base 1 to 342 and encodes 113 amino acids. The record is from RefSeq and is a predicted model, not a curated record. Lineage: Eukaryota; Fungi; Ascomycota; Pichiomycetes; Serinales; Debaryomycetaceae.